AUGGACCAACUGCCCGUGGAGGUGCUACUCGGCAAUGACCUUGGCCACCUUACCUCCACCUACGUACCCUUCUGGAUCCCUGAUGAGACCUACUCAGUAAGGACCUGGCAGCAAGCCACCACCUGGCACGGCUCACACUCUGAGGCUCAGAUGCCACUGCAGGACGUUUUUGAAAGCAGUAAUAUCCAGAAAAAAAACAAAAUGAAUUUUAUUUUGGCUACGGUAUUUGCCUUUGGCAUUUUGGUGACAAUAUGCAAUGCUGGCUGCUUCACAAAAUUGAACAAGCCAUCACUUGAUGGUGUUGAACCCAAGGGUUGUUUGGAUAAAAAUGGCGUGCUCCAUAAAUUUAAUACUCGGUGGAGGACGAAAAAUUGCUUUGACUGCAGUUGUGAUACUGAGGAGAUGCACUGCUGCAAAGUUUAUGGUAGACCUGCCAACUAUGACCAGAGCAAAUGCUUUGUCAAGUAUGAUAAGCAUGCAUGCACCGUGGAAGUACUACAAAAGGAGGAUCCUACAAAGGUGUGCGAGCGCUAUGGAAUGGCUGGCUAACGAUGAGCUCAGCAUGAUCCAGAAUAAGCCUUCUCUGAAUCUAUUAGACUCUCAUGAUUAAAGCUGUAUUGAAUACCUUUGUUGAUAAAUAAAACAGCUAUGUUGAGUGCUAAAGUCACAAUUAAUAUAAAUAUUAAAGUUCAAAAUAUAGAGUAAAGA
This is a messenger RNA of Pelobates fuscus (common spadefoot toad), 708 nucleotides long. Its product is annotated as beta-microseminoprotein J1-like. Lineage: Eukaryota; Metazoa; Chordata; Amphibia; Anura; Pelobatidae. The record is from RefSeq and is a predicted model, not a curated record. The coding region runs from base 1 to 549 and encodes 182 amino acids. The transcript has 5 exons.